Messenger RNA from Haliotis rubra (blacklip abalone), 2844 nucleotides. RefSeq lists its product as uncharacterized. The transcript has 2 exons. NCBI's taxonomy places the organism in Eukaryota, Metazoa, Mollusca, Gastropoda, Lepetellida, Haliotidae. The record is from RefSeq and is a predicted model, not a curated record. Gene Ontology annotation, biological process: regulation of apoptotic process. Bases 782 to 2539 code for a protein of 585 amino acids.
UAAUGCUCAAAUAACCACACGACACAGCCUCGUUGAACGGACCGCUUACAAUAUACGUAUAGAAUGUUACUGUCUUCUCGAGAAAUGCCUACGACAGGUGGCCCCUGACGUGGUUAUUCGUAAUAGGGUUGGUGUAUCGGGCUUCCUGCAUUACGCCAUACACCGAGCAAGUAUAUCGAAACUGUUUUUCCACGUACGGAAGUUACAGGAGAAAUGAUUAAAUUUCCAUGGCGUACGAAAGAUCAAACUGGUUGCUGCGAUCAAGGAGCAAAUUGAGACACAAUGGAAACUGGAAAACUGAAAUCUCUACACUGAUGCCACCAUUGUUGUCAUGGAUUGAUACAAGUGUUACGAACAACUGGAAUGUGUCUAUAUUGUAUAUCUGAAUGGAUACAUGGCAAUGGAUUUAGUCACUCAGUGUUUGCUGUAAACUACCACGUUUUAGAGACAUAGAAAACAAUAUUAAACCUGCAUGUCCUAAUACGGCGAUAAAACACUUUUCUGGCAACUGUAAACAAGUAACCCCAUGCUUUCAGACGUUCAUUUUUGUCCGCGUUAAAAACAAUGCAGGUAAAAUGAAUGCUUUACAAACACCAUGGCGGUAGUCAAAAUAUCCGAUAUCUGAAUUUUCUUACAAGGAGCAGAUAAAUUGGCACCAUUUAGCAAUAACAAACCAACCUUUUACAGGUAUCUUGAUUAAGGCCUGGGAUGCCUUAUGCCUAAUAUCUGAACCCAUGCUUGCUAAACAAGGACAAACAAGAUUCAAGAAUAUUAGACAGUGAUGAAUCAUGGGGUUUCUAACUUGAGGACUGUAAAAGAAAGACAGGUGUCAGUUCUUAUGGAGUCCAUAGAAGAAAGUGCUGUACAACGUCUUCGGGUUGAAUUUGUGAGGAGACUCACCGUUUCUGAUUAUGUUCUGGACUUCUUAUUACAAGAAGGGGGCAUUUCUGACCUGACAUAUGAAGACAUCAUGUCGAGGGAAACCAGACAGAGUCAAGCUACAUUGCUCAUUGACAACGUCAUCAGGAAAUCCAUUGUACCUUUAUUCAUCAAAGGACUUGAAUGUAGGAACGGUCAUCCUUAUCUUGCUAGAAAACUGAAACAGACGAUCAAAGACCUUCGUGAACAAGAGCACCCUGGCCCUAGAGCUCACAGUGAUCUUCCAUCAGCAGAUCACGUACGCUGCGAAUCUGACUUCAGUGAUGAUUCUGUUGUUCUUUCUCACAACACCAUCAGCAGUGGAACAUAUCUUCCAGAUCCAGAUGCUACCACUGUUCUUGGGUAUGUUGGGACUAUUCAGAAGGAUUGUGACAGAUGUCUUACUGACGGAGAACAAGCUGUACAUCCAGGAAAAGAACAGGCAAAAAUAGAAUACGUGGACAAUGAGGAUGGCUUUGAUAUUGAGACAGAUGCAAAAGAACCCACUGAAAACAUUGUUCAACAACCAAGAAAGGUUGCUAUUAUGGAUGGGAAAAAGAAGACUCUGACGAAGCUGCAUUAUCAUUUGAAACUGAUGUCCCAUGAUGGAAAGAAAAAGGAAUUUUCUGAUUGUGUUACAAAAUACAAAGCUCAGUAUUGCCGUGAUUCAGAUGUCAUGUUAACUCUGUUAGAUGCUGAAGUAGAGAGCCGGAGACUUGUGUAUGAUACUGACUUACAUAGAGGGAAUAUAUUUGACGAGAUGGAGAAGCUCCUGAAAACAUCGUCCCAGCCUUUAGCUGCAACAAUGAUGUUUCUCGCCCGCAAAGGAUCUGCCAGGACAAUGAAGGAAUCCCUUGCAGUGGGUAUGGAGAUGCUUGAAGAUGCCCGAGCGCUUGCUGAGAGGAUUGAACCUUGCAAAGAUACAGGGAUGGUUUUGUAUAUACAGAUAAACAUCCUUCUUCAGAUGUACGAAGUCAAUCCUCUGCUGAAUAUAAAACGGGAUAUCAUUAAUAAAAUCGACGAAGCUAUCAAUCUCCACUUUGCCGAAAGUUUGCCCUUGCUUCGGGAGGACUAUUACAGGAUGUUGUACCUGAAACUUGUGUUCUGCUAUCUUGGUAUUGGAUUGUUUGGAAACUGCAUAGAAGGCUGUGUUACUUCCGAGGAUGAUUUAAGAUCUGCUGAGGCGUGUCUAAAGAACAUAGACUCACAGCAAGAAAAGUUCGACAACAGAAGGAAGAUGUUUUACUACAUGGCAAAGUCGGUUCUAUGUCGGAAACGAGGAAAUCAGAGGGAUGCUUUGGAUUUUGCCAAUAUGGCGGAACAAAAGGCAACAUGCUGUGGAUAUGUGAAGGAGCUAGGACCAAUUCUAGAACUCAGUGGUGACCUUAAAGAGGAGGUUGAAAGUAUCGAGCUUCAACAAAGGAAUGCACGACAAUAUGAAAUUGAUAAUGAGUUAAAUGCACUGCUUUGGGAAAAUGUGUUGCAGAAAACAUCAAACCAAUGGGGUCCUGAAAUGAAAGGUUUGGGGAGAGAAGCCAAUAGAAAUUAUUGCAAACAUAUUCUUUAUUGUGCUGUAGUGGUCUUGUUAGCUUUUUGUGUUACUGUUUUCUGUUCAUAUUGAUAACAGGCAAUGGAUAUCAUUUUCCUGUGCGUAUGACACAUCAACAAAACUGCUGGUGCGAUGCGGUAGUAUGAACUUGAAGGUUCAACAAAAUAUGGCUGGAAAGAUGUUGAUACAUUACAGUCGAAGUUGCACAUGAUCAUGAAUUGGUACUUAGGACGUCUCAACCAGUGUCUGAUAUUCUGCUGUCAUUAUAGCAUCAUAACUAUAACGACCGCCUCCGUGGUGUAGUGGUUAGAGCGUCCGCCCAGAGAGCGGAAGGUCGCGGGUUCGAUCCCCGGCCGCGUCAUACCAAAAGACGUUAA